Manihot esculenta (cassava) is the source of this 998-nucleotide messenger RNA. RefSeq lists its product as uncharacterized. The transcript is spliced from 3 exons. NCBI's taxonomy places the organism in Eukaryota, Viridiplantae, Streptophyta, Magnoliopsida, Malpighiales, Euphorbiaceae. The record is from RefSeq and is a predicted model, not a curated record. The coding region runs from base 119 to 625 and encodes 168 amino acids.
AGCACAUUUACCAAUAUAAUUCUCUCUUUCUUCUGCUCUCUGUCUCUGCUCGCCCCACCACCACCACCACCUCCACUGCCACUGCUGCUUCUCUGACCCUCAAUUUCUUUGUACGAAUAUGAAGGACGAUGACUCGCCGACAGUUAUAUCAAUGCCUACAACCACCGCCACUGCCACAACUCUGAAGAAAGACACCUCUGAUGGUGCUCUUUUUGGUAAAACUCGAUACAAGUUCUGGGUCUUAGCUGCUAUUCUCCUUCUUGCAUUUUGGUCCAUGUUCACUGGCUCUGUUACUCUCAAAUGGUCCACCGGUAAUCUCUCCCGUCUCAACGAUGACCUCAACUCUCCAAUCCGUGAUGAUGAUCUCGACAUCCUUGAAGUGGAGGAGAAAGAGCAUUUGGUGAGGCAUAUGUGGGAUAUCUACACCCACAGCUCUAGUACUAAACUGCCUCGUUUUUGGCAAGAGGCUUUUGAAGCUGCUUAUGAAGCUUUGGCCAGUGAUGUUGCUGCCAUUAGAGAUGCUGCCGUCUCCGAGAUCGCCAAGCUCUCUCUUCGUUCCUUCAAUCCUGACCCGUUUCCCGUUCAACCUACACCAGACACUAGCAAUAGUAAUCCCAAGCUAUAAGGGGAAAGCAAGAAGCCUAGCCAACAACAGGUUCUUGUUUAUCCAGGACACUACCCCAUGCUAGAAGAGCAAAGCAAGUGGCCUUGCCGAUAACAGGAGUUCUUAUUUGUCUGUUAAGCAUGUUAAAAUUUGUUGUGCCUACUCAAAAGUUUCAAGGGUCGGUACAACAGAUUGGAGUCUUACAUCAUUUCAUUUCUUUCUUACACUGAUAUAAGAUCAGUUACAUAAUACGUCACCAUUUCCUGUCGUUUUUCUUGUAUAACAAUUAAUAUAUAUGAUGAAGGUGAUUGUACAAGUCUCCUCAUUUCGGAAAUUGAACUCUUUAUGUAAUGAUCAGGUUACAGAAACAAUAGUAGCAUUAUUUGACUCUCUA